Penicillium egyptiacum is the source of this 1674-nucleotide messenger RNA. The record is from the annotation of a GenBank genome assembly. NCBI's taxonomy places the organism in Eukaryota, Fungi, Ascomycota, Eurotiomycetes, Eurotiales, Aspergillaceae.
AUGAAGCUACGCAUCUCUAGGCCGCAUAUACGGGUCUCGCAGGGCGUGUCCGCAUUUGCAGCAGGCAAUGCACGAUGGACAAACCGUGAUCUGGACCCGAUUGCUAAAAAUGCGCGCAAAUGGGGUGUAUCCAGUAUAAUAGCAUAUUGGAUCUCCGAUGCCUUGAACGCAGCAACCUGGCAAUUUGCGAGCGGUAUGAUUGCCGUCGGCCUUACCUAUCGUGAAGCCCUAGGCAUCGUCGCCUUGUCCUUCUUUAUCAUAUCGUUGGUUAUCGCAGCAAACGGUACUGUAGGCGCCAUAUACCAUGUUCCAUUCCCUGUGAUUGCUCGUGCCAGCUGGGGCUUUUGGGGCUCAUAUAUCGCCAUCAUCUCACGAGUCAUCCUUGCCAUCUUCUGGUUUGCUAUACAAAACGUCAACGGCGGAAAUGCUGUCCGUGUCAUGAUUGGAGCAAUCUGGCCAAGUUUCUUGGAUCUUCCAAAUGGUAUCCCCGAGUCACAGGGAAUUACGACAGCCGGUAUGGUCGGGUUUCUGAUCUUCUGGUUGAUCCAGGUUCCGUUCCUUUGCAUGCAUCCAAAUAGGCUGCGCUGGUUAUUUACAAUCAAAUCGAUUCUGGUUCCCAUCGCUUGGAUCGCUAUCUUGAUAUGGUCGUUUGUCACCGUGAAAGGCGGUGGUGGCGUAUUCGCAAAGCAGGCUCCAACAGCCUCCGGGUCCAAGUACAGCUGGCUUUUCUUGGCCAAUAUGACAUCGGUACUGGGAAACUUUGCCACAUUAUCUACCAAUAUGGCGGAUUUCACUCGAUACUCCCGCGUCAGUCCCCGUUGGCAGCUCCUAUAUAUCCCUAUGCUGCCUAUCGUAUUCACCUUCUUUUCCUUCAUUGGCAUCGCCGCCUCGUCCGCUGGUCAAGUUCACUAUAAUCUCUCGUCUAUCCCAUGGGAUCCAACAGUCCUGAUCAGCUACUGGCCCAACCGUGCGUGUCGCUUUUUCGGCGCAGCUUCCUUUGCACUAGCCUCCCUGGGCGUGAACAUCUCGGCCAAUUCUCUUUCGGCCGCUAACGAUUUCACCGCACUGGCACCACAAUAUAUCAACAUCCGACGAGGGCAGAUCCUAUGUGCCUUGCUGUCGUGGUGUCUUGUUCCCUGGAAGAUCCUCGAAUCAGCAGGCAAUUUCCUUACUUUCAUGUCUGCAUACGCCAUCUUCCUUGGUCCUAUUGCUGCAAUCAUGAUGUUUGACUAUUGGGUUAUCAACCGCCGUCGAUAUGACUGCCUAGCUCUAUACCAGCCUCAUAACCCGAGAUAUCGCUAUACAUUCUCCAUCCCUGGGUUCUCAGGUAAGAGUAUGUCCGGCACAAACUGGCGCGCCGUGUUGUCUUUUAUUGUUGGUGUCGUGCCGAGUCUUCCCGGACUGAUUAACUCUGUGAACUCUCAUAUCGAUGUCGGCGUCGGUAUACAUCCAUAUGAGUUCGGGUGGCUGUUGGGCUUCGUUGCGACAUCUAUUGCAUAUCUUUUGUUAUCAUGGCUAUUUCCUGCGCACGAGACUCGGAUUGACCGUGCUGUUCUACCUGACGAGGUAUACGAUAGAGGCAUGGUGGUCGAAGGAAUGGAAGCAGAUGACCCAGACAAGGAUGUGGUUCCUGAUACACAGGAGAAACGUAUGGAUGUGGAAAAGGCUGUCUAG